Molecule: messenger RNA, 1508 nt
Organism: Arabidopsis thaliana (thale cress)
Lineage: Eukaryota; Viridiplantae; Streptophyta; Magnoliopsida; Brassicales; Brassicaceae
Product: RING/U-box superfamily protein
Exons: 5
Coding region: 587-1213 (208 amino acids)
Source: RefSeq, marked reviewed
GAGAGGUUUAUCGAGAAAAAUCCAAGAUUUACUAAAAAACCACUAUCUCUCUGCUCUUCCUCUGUCUACAUUAAUGUAAUUUUGAUCAUCGGAUUGGGUGAAAGAAACAUCAAACUCCUAAAAGAGAAGCCUUUAAAGUUUUUUUUUAAUCAAAAACAAAAGGAAGAAAAUUUUCCUUUUUGUUUUAGAUGGCAUGAAUCAUCAUCAUCGCUUUGCUUUCUUGAUUCUCUAUUUCGUUUGAUGGGAUUUGUUUUUCUGGGAAUUUAUUCAUUCACCUGCUGCCAUGGCUAAAUUAUCUUUCAAGGAUUCUCUUAAAGCUCUUGAAGCCGAUAUUCAACACGCUAAUACACUUUGACUUGAAGAAGCUGCUUUAGCUGAACUAGUAUUGGUCUCUACACAGAUCAAUGUAUAGGCUGCUACUGCUAGUGUUGAAGAUGCAACUUUCUUGGAAUCUGAGAAUGUUUCUGUGAUUGUGUGUUAUGGAUCUUUUAUAUUAGUGUUAAAGUUGUGGCAGUAUAUUUGCUGUUUGAAUAUUUUAAUGGUUGGAGGCUGCUUAUGAUGAUCUUGUUGUGUUUUCGUUUUGGAAAUGAAUAACAGAGCUUUAGAUUAUCCUCGGGAGAAGGAUGGAGCGCGCGUUCAGAUGAGAUUAUCAUACAGCCCGACUGCUCAAUUUUUUCUUUUUCUUGUACAAUGGACUGAUUGUAAGCUUGCUGGUUUCCUCGGUUUACUCAGAGUUCUUAUUUAUAUGACUUAUGCAGAUGGGAAAACAACCAUGUCGGUUUACGAAAGAAAAGCCAGUAUUAGAGAGUUCCAAGACAUAGAUGACAGCAAACAAAAAGAGGUAUGCAAGAUGCGAUACAGAAAGAAGGAUGAGAGCGAAAUGUCGGAGAUUGAGAUCGAGAGGGAAGAAGAAUGUGGAAUCUGUAUGGAGAUGAACAGCAAGGUGGUGCUACCAAACUGUACUCAUUCUUUAUGCAUCAAGUGUUACCGCGAUUGGCGAGGGAGAUCACAGUCAUGCCCGUUCUGCAGAGACAGCCUUAAAAGAGUAGAUUCAGGUGAUCUCUGGAUGUUUUUGGACCAAAACGAUACAGUGAAUCUCACUGCAAUCGCUAGAGAGAACCAGAAACGAUUGUUUAUGUACAUUGAGAAGUUACCACUAGUGGUUCCAGAUCAAGUGUAUGCGUCUUCUCCUUACGAUUUCCAUGUGAGAUGAAGGCGGAAAACCGGUUCUGGUAAAUCUUUAUCUGUAUACUUGGGGAAAAGGAGGACUUGUUUUGUAAAUGUAUUAGAGUUAGUACAAGUAGUAGUAAUCAGUCACUUUCUUCACCAUUAUCUUGGGAAGGUUCCACUUACUACGUGCUUUUUCUGCAUUUUGCUUUGGUUUCCUUCUAUCUCGUAAAGCUUCAAGAAGCUCAUGUAUAGUUAGCAAUUUAUGAACUUAAACCUCCUCAUCAAGAAGAGUGUUUCACUUACAGUAUAAUCUACAUUUGGAUAUCAGAAAAUCUUGC